This is a messenger RNA of Carya illinoinensis, 2770 nucleotides long. Its product is annotated as transcription factor bHLH145. Gene Ontology annotation, molecular function: protein dimerization activity. The transcript is spliced from 3 exons. The record is from RefSeq and is a predicted model, not a curated record. NCBI's taxonomy places the organism in Eukaryota, Viridiplantae, Streptophyta, Magnoliopsida, Fagales, Juglandaceae.
UUUAUGACCUUAUCUUCCCCGUGCUAUCUCGCCGAGUUCCGACUUUGAUUUUACUCUCUCCCUCUUUCUCUCUCUCUCUCUCUCUCUCUCAAAAACGUUCGAUUGAAGAAUUGCGUGUUCGAUCUGGGUCUCAGGCACAGCUUUGGGGUUUGAGGAAGGUGCAUAAACUUUGAGAUCUUCGUGUUCUGUUGCUCUGCCAUUAGACUGUCAGCCGGAGCCUGGAACAGUGAAAGAGUCGAGGAGGUCUCUUUAUCUUUUGGAGAGUAAUAGAACAGCAUGCGGUGGUGGCUGAGUCUCUCUGUUGACGUCUUCCGCAAAGUCAUCUCACUCAACCUUUAUUGUAGAGUAAUUCUGUAAUCCAUUCCGUCUACUCAGAACCCCUCAAGUUUUCUACGCCUCUUUUUAUAUCUCUCUCUAGUUUCCAUGGGAUCCAACUUUCUCGUCGUCGUUCCUUGUUAUGUCCGCCAGAUUAGCUGAAUAUUUCUGGACCUUUUCCCCAUAGUUUCAUCUGGAUCGUUUUCAUUGCGACAGAAUUCUAUUAGUUGCUGUAUUUGAUUGUUGAAAUUCGUUUCCCUGGUUUGUUUUAUUGGAUCUCUGUUUCUCGGUGAUAGAGAUUCAGCUUUCUGUUGAAUUCAUCUCUCUCUGGCUUCAGUUUUUUUUUUUCGGAGUUUUGAACUCUUUGUCCUCUGGAAAGUUCCAUCCCUCACAUCAAAGUGUUAGAAAGUAGUUAUGGUGUGCCAAGCAGCAAGUCAAACAAGAUUUCGGGCCAUGAAACACGAAAAUGGGAUUGCAGGGAGCGCGACGAUAAUUGUUAGAGUCAUUGCUUGCUUUCAACCUCUCCAGGACUGCCAGGUUCAUUGUGAAGUCUUAUGGUGUUUUACCUUUUGAACUUUAGGUGAUUGUUUUGGUUGGAUGGGAGGAGACUGUGGAACCUGGCUUCCUCAGCUGCAUUUUAAUUGGCAAUCACGCAAUUUGAAUUCCACGCGUGCUCCCCUUGAAAUAGGGCAGCGAAACCCCUUGUCUGCAUUUAUAAACUCUGGCACCAAUAUGGCUCCACUGGAUGGGGCUGUACCGGUUUACCCAUCUUCUAAACUACCUCAUUCUUGGAUAGGUCAAGCUAAUGAACCUCGUGAUUGGUUUCAUUAUGGACCUCAUUUCCACCAAUCCUUCACCCCUGCCCUUAACAACUCGAUUGCUGAAGGCAGACUGCCUGCUAACACCUAUGAAAGCUGCAGGCAGGCCUUCACACCCAAUGCAGGGUCUGAAUGUGCCCAGAAGAGGCUUCUUGUUGUUGAUCAAUCGAGGGACCAAACCACUUUAAUCUUUACGUCUGGGAUUGGGACUCCCGUCCAGUGUCUUACUUCUUGGAGUCCAAAACCUAGUGCUGUCUGUAACUUGGACGGGAAUGAACUUGGAAUUAAGGGAGAUUCGAACCAUUUCUCAGGACCAUUAUUAACUGACGAGUUUAAUGAAAAUCCCCUAAUUGAUGGUCAAAGCGAAAUGCAUGAAGACACUGAAGAACUCAAUGCCUUACUCUACUCAGACAAUGAUAGCGAUUAUACUGAAGAUGGCGAAGUUACCAGCACAGGUCAUUCACCUUGUUCAAUGACAGCUCAGGAUGAGAAAGAUUGGUUGGAAGGAAGUACUGAAGAAGUUGCUAGUUCUGCUGGGCCAACUAAGAAGCGGAAACUAUUCGAUGGAGUUUAUUGUGGUGUACCAUCCCUGAUGGACACGGCAAGUUCUAUGAAUGCCAACAAGUCCUCUGAAUGUGAAGAUGAUGCAGAAUCUAGUUGUGCCAAUGACAACAAUGUGGUGUCAAGAGAAAUGGGUUCGAUAUCAGGCAACAAGAGGAUGAAGAGGGAGAGGAUUCGUGAGACUGUGAACAUUUUACAAAGCAUAAUUCCUGGUGUCAGCAGCAAGGAUGCACUUGUGGUCCUCGAUCAAUCUAUACAUUACUUGAAGUCUUUGAAGCUCAAAGCCAAGGCUUUAGGACUUAAUGCCAUCUAAGUUGCAGGGUGCUUUCGAGAAUCGAGUCAAUAUCUUUAGUAGUGCGUGGUAUCAUCAGUUUCCGUAUAUUAUAAGAGUACAAAAUAUCAUACUGGGGUGUGAAUUUGCAUACGGGAGUUCUUAGCAGUGGAGGCAAAAGCUCUUUAGACAGUAGAGAGAAAAGCUUGAACGCCUCAACUCUUUCUGCGGUGAUCAAGUUGGAAAUUAGCAGCUUUGGCGUUGGAGAAUGUAUGUGUAAUUUCUUUCUAGAGAGGAUGAAGAAGUGCGGUAUAUUAUGUCAUAAUAAAGGGUGGUGAAUCAUUAGUCUUGUCUUAGGGUUUAGAGAAAGUGAAACCCACCCUUGGCGUGGAUUGUGGAUGAGAUGACUGGUUGUUCCAGACGGGGCCCAGAUAGAGGAGCGUGCACACCCCCCCGGUUUCUUGGGACCCAACUCACACUCUCUCUCUCUUUUUGUAUUCUUGUAAUGUUUAAUUGUUGGUGGCGUUAUCUUUUUCUUGAUGUAGAAAAAUCUGCACCAGCAAAGAGGCCGUAUCCAUUCAUCAUGCAACAACUUUGCUUGGGGGCCCUAGGUUCACCAUUUCCACGAAUCCUUGAACCCAAAAAAAAGUUAUCUUUUUUUUUUUCUCCUCCUUUCUUUCUUUCCUUCCUUUAAAUGUACAACUCUUUGUGGGAUUUGAUAUUUUCCCUUAUUUUAUGGUGCUGUAUGUUUGUGGAAAACUGAUAAUGUUUUGCUCGGUGCUAUCUAUCACGGGUUUAGUGGUAA